This is a messenger RNA of Chenopodium quinoa (quinoa), 1120 nucleotides long. Its product is annotated as ubiquitin-conjugating enzyme E2 variant 1D-like. The record is from RefSeq and is a predicted model, not a curated record. Gene Ontology annotation, biological process: protein K63-linked ubiquitination; DNA damage tolerance. Gene Ontology annotation, cellular component: nucleus. Lineage: Eukaryota; Viridiplantae; Streptophyta; Magnoliopsida; Caryophyllales; Amaranthaceae. The coding region runs from base 138 to 659 and encodes 173 amino acids. The transcript is spliced from 5 exons.
ACCCCAUUUCUUCUCUUUCUCUCUCUUUUGUCCCCAAACAAAACACCUCUUCAGUCUUCACCAUUUUCUCUCUCUUUCUCACACACUUUGCGUCAAUUCUCAGUACCCUUUUUUCCUUUCGAUUUUAUUCUCCAAUUAUGACGAUUGGUUCUGCAGGAUCUAGCGUCGUUGACCAGGUUACUAGGCGGCCAGGAGCCGGGGAACUCUGCAUUUCUCUAAGAAGGCCUAAAGUGGCAAUAGUGAAUUUUACCGUUCCCAGAAACUUCAGGUUGCUGGAAGAACUUGAACGUGGUGAGAAAGGGAUUGGAGAUGGGAGUGUCAGCUAUGGGAUGGAUGACAGUGAUGAUAUUUACAUGCGCUCUUGGACGGGAACUAUCAUUGGCCCUCACAAUAGUGUACAUGAAGGCCGCAUCUAUCAGUUGAAGCUUUUCUGUGACAAAGAUUAUCCAGAGAAACCUCCAACUGUUCGCUUCCACACAAGGGUCAACAUGACUUGUGUGAAUCCUGAGAGUGGAAUGGUUGAACCAAAGAAGUUUGGAAUGCUGGUUAAUUGGCAGAGAGAGUACACUAUGGAGGACAUUCUGACUCAGCUGAGGAAAGAAAUGGCUGCACCCCACAAUCGGAAACUUGUUCAACCUCCAGAAGGGACCUAUUUCUAGUUGAACCUACUUGUUUAGGACACCCCUUCUUAACAAGUUGGGCGUCCUGAAACAAAAGAACCUGAAUGGCCUUAUAAUUCAGUACAUAGUUUAAUUAUGUCUGCUCUUGAUAUGGAAAUAUUGAAGGAAAAAAGUCCCAAUAUUGCAUGCUGAUUGAUGUCUUCAAUCGGAUUCCUUAGUGUGUGUUCUUGUAAAACAGCUUUUAACUUUGAGACUUGAAAAUGAAAAUUCUAGUCAACUGAGCCACUAGUGUCUGUAAUCUGUAUGGUUAGCUGCUGAGCAAAGUGGUUAAUUGGCGGCUAGCUAAAAUCAUUGAUUUACUGUUUUUGACGUCAUAAUAUGCUUUAUGUGAUUGUAGCUCUUUCCACUCUUAAAAAUUGUUUACAAUGUUUGUCUGUAUGAUACGACGAAGUAUUUGAAUAGUUUGUGAGGAAUCUGAGCGUGCUUGCUUGGUUGUUGAA